Messenger RNA from Hyalella azteca, 2818 nucleotides. It is a transcript of the gene Smr, whose product is annotated as nuclear receptor corepressor 1. The transcript is spliced from 12 exons. Bases 329 to 2818 code for a protein of 829 amino acids. The record is from RefSeq and is a predicted model, not a curated record. Gene Ontology annotation, biological process: regulation of transcription by RNA polymerase II. Lineage: Eukaryota; Metazoa; Arthropoda; Malacostraca; Amphipoda; Hyalellidae.
UGAUAGCAGUCGCGCGAGCCCUGGUGCAAGGCUAAAUUCUUGUAAAAUAGGGUUUCUUCUUACAAAUAGUUGUUUACCGUCAAAUUAAUGAGAUAGGGUGAUUAUAUAUACAUAUAUGUAUUGGUGUGGUGAAGUUUCAAAGUGCAUGGUUAUGAUUUCCAUUUGAUUUCAGUGAAGUGUUACCGAGUGCUGACGAACGGCGAGGUCUGAUUUUGUUUGUGGUGAAGUGUUUUACUGUUGACACAUUGAAGGGCUUGGAAAACGCCCAAAUGUGGCACAAGAAAGUGCUGCAUAACUGUUUUCCACCAACUACAUAGCUGGCUUUGCCAUGGAUCAAGUAAAAUUAGUAGGACUGACAGGGCCUCAUGCCUCCGUCCUAUACGCGGGAACUCGUCAGCCACCACCGGGAUCUCAUUCCGUGCCUCAAGUCGCACAUCAGCCUCCCUCAAGGAAAUACCUGGAGCACGACAAACGGUUGCUGGACGCAGCGCAAUACAAGCCAGCGACGAUAUCCCCUCCUAUGGGGCGCAGCAACGUGGCAGGGGGAGGAGGGGGUGUACCGGCCCCUGCUCCCCAACCCCCCACAGGGGCCACACCAUCUGUUGGAAGCUACCCUGCAGCAUACCCGCCUCAAGCCCCGCUGCCUACAGCUGGCGACGCGCGGUACCAAACUCUGCUGUCUUAUCGUCCCGAGCCUUACAGACACAUGGACCGACCGCUGCUCAUCACCAACCAGAGAAGACCGAGUAUCAUGGGUCCAUACGGGGCGUACGCGAACCGCCCCGGAGGUGGUGAAUUGGUGCAGAUCAUACCUGGUGGUGGUGGAGUGUCUGUCUCCACGGGUUGUGGUGGUGGCGGUGGCGGGAGCAUUGCAGUCGCCACCAACGUGGACAACAGCAAGAGAAUCAAACUCUCGCAGCCGCCCGUCAUGAAGCAGGACGCUCGCAUGACCAGCCUACACGUGAACACCGACGUGCACCCCACCAGGGAAUCCUCUUACUACCCCCAAGUGGAGGCAAUCUCUCCGACGCCGACAGAAAUUCGCGACGACUCUCCCGAUUCAAUCAAGAACCAAAUCCUGAAGCAGAUCGAGAGCGUGGACCGCGAGAUCGAGAAGUUCGAAGCGUCCAUCAAGAUGAUGGAGAAGAAGGCGGAGGAGCUCGAGGCCGCGUCCAUACACAAGAGUGAAGGCGACCAGGACGGCGCUGCUGGUGAUGAUGAUGGCAAGGCUAAGAACCACAGCCUCCCGCAGAUCAUUUAUGCCGCCAAUAAAAAAAAAGCGGAAGAGGCGCACAAGGAGAUGGCUAAAAUCAACUGCCCCAUGGACGGUCCAUCGUUUUUGCCGCUGUACCACCAGCCCUCCGACACCCGUAAUUACGAGAGCAACAAGAGAAUAUUUUACAACGGUGGCCUUAAAGCCAAGAUCAUCCAGCACGUGAAGAAGGAGGCGCUAGAGAGGCGAACCAGAAUAGAGAAAAUCACCGCCACUUACAGCAAACUGCGCACUGAAUGGCUCAAAAAGGUGGAGAAAGAGGAGAACAGCAAGAAGCACCGCGAGAAGAUGAGUCGCAACAGAGAGCUGUUCGAGAAAGUGUUCAAUGAGCUGCGCAAGCAGAGGGAAGACCGAGAGCGCUUCACGAGGGUGGGAGCGAGGGUUAAAAGUGAUGCUGAGAUGGAGGAGAUCAUGGACGGCCUUCAGGAGCAAGAGAACGAGGAGAAGAAGAUGCGGUCGUACGCCGUGAUCCCUCCCAUUCUGCUGGACGCGGUGCGCCGCAACUAUCGCUUCGAGUGCAGGAACGGCUUGAUCGCUGACCCCGUGGCGGGGUACAAGGAGCACAAGAACUGCAACACCUGGUCUGAGCAGGAGAAGGAUAUUUUUCGUGAGAAAUACCUGCAGCAUCCUAAGAACUUUGUGCUCAUUGCUUCAUAUCUCGAGAAAAAGACCGUAGCUAAUUGUAUCUACUACUAUUAUAGUACUAAAAAGAAAGAGAACUACAAAGCUCAAGUCAAGAGAAGAAUAAGAAAACCUCGAGCAACCAAGGGAUCGGCGGCUGCUCCAUCACAGACGGGCGUGUUGGAGGUCGUGGGGCUCAAUUCUACAGGCGUGACCACGCGAGGUUCUGUGGCUGCGUUACAGAAGGAACAGCAACAGAGUGGAAGACCUGAGGCAUGUUCAGCGCCCAAUUCCCCGCCUCCUCCACCAGUUUCUUCUUCCUCUGUUUCUUCUCGGACUCUGAACAGCUCAUCUCCUGCACCUACAACCGGGGACGUUAGGAUGGCUGUUUCUUCUGCCACUCCCACCACACAGGCCAAUACAGGAGCUUUAUCCUCUGGCGAUUCCAGUUUAUCCACGUCAUCCCAUUGUGACUCCACCAACUCCCCUAACGCUGUGUCCCUACCAGCGUCUGAUGUACCCCCGUCCUCGAGCGUCACCCCAGCGGUGGCCGCGUCUUCUCCCCAGCAGAACGGCGACUUUGACAGCAAGACGUCCUCGCUCCUCAGCUCCAGCGCUGAGGCCCCCACAACUGAAAUCAAGGAGUCAAGAACUGAAGGCUCUGAGUCAGCGGCCACCGACACGUCGAGCCACCAGCUGCUCACCAAGACCUCCACCAACAACAACAAAGCAACUGAAGGCUCCGAGUCAGCGGCCACCGACACGUCGAGCCACCAGCUGCUCACCAAGGCCUCCACCAACAACAACAAUAACACCAACAACAACAACAACAACAAUACUAACUCCACUUCCGUUGCCGACUCCAGUGACGAAGAAGAUCUCUCAGAGGCGGGCGGUGAGUAUGCAUUGCUUGCUAAUAAAUAA